Nannizzia gypsea CBS 118893 is the source of this 1359-nucleotide messenger RNA. Its product is annotated as cystathionine beta-lyase. Gene Ontology annotation, molecular function: pyridoxal phosphate binding. Lineage: Eukaryota; Fungi; Ascomycota; Eurotiomycetes; Onygenales; Arthrodermataceae. The record is from RefSeq and is a predicted model, not a curated record. Gene Ontology annotation, biological process: 'de novo' L-methionine biosynthetic process; transsulfuration. Bases 1 to 1359 code for a protein of 452 amino acids. The transcript is spliced from 3 exons. Gene Ontology annotation, cellular component: cytoplasm.
AUGUCCGAAUCUGGCCCUCCCCCGCCAGGGUCUGCUGCAGCCGCAGGAACAGCAGCAACAACGGGGAAGGGUGGCAGCGCUGUAAAAAAAGCAUUCCCGCAUGUUGACCUAGCCGGCCAUGACCUACCGCCAUCUCCUGCUCCGUCAAGCCCACGGACGGGGAGGAGGUAUGCCCUUGCAACGGAAUUGGUAUAUACCGAGGGCAAUGACCAGUUCAAUGCCAGCAGUGUACCGAUAUACCAGAGUGCUACAUUCAAGCAGACAUCCGGCGGCGGCGGCGGUGAAUACGACUACACGCGAUCAGGGAACCCUACUAGAACACAUCUCGAACGCCACCUGGCCAAGAUCAUGUCUGCACAGCGAGCACUUGUUGUAUCUUCCGGCAUGGCAGCAUUGGAUGUAAUCACGCGACUCCUCAAGCCCGGAGAUGAAGUGGUGACGGGAGACGAUCUUUACGGAGGAACUAACCGACUGCUCAAAUACUUGUCUACCCAUGGAGGAAUCAUUGUACACCACGUCGAUACUACCAAUCACGAGAAGGUUGAGCAGGUACUCAGCUCCAGGACAGCGAUGGUCUUACUGGAGACUCCUACGAACCCAUUGAUUAAAAUCGUUGAUAUACGUCGAAUCUCCGCAGUGACCCACGCUAAAAACCCGGGUGCUUUGGUUGCUGUAGAUAACACCAUGCUUUCCCCACUACUGCUUAACCCACUAGACCUAGGUGCUGAUAUCGUCUAUGAGAGCGGAACCAAGUACCUCUCCGGUCACCAUGAUUUAAUGGCAGGUGUUAUCGCAGUCAACGACCUAGCACUUGGAGACAAGCUAUACUUCCCCAUAAAUGCCUCUGGGUGUGGUUUGUCGCCAUUUGACUCAUGGCUACUUCUGCGCGGUGUCAAGACGCUUAAAGUCCGCAUGGAACAGCAACAGAAUAACGCCCAACGAAUUGCAGAAUUUCUUGAAUCACACGGAUUCCGUGUUCGAUACCCGGGGCUAAAAUCACACCCUCAAUACGAUCUCCAUUGGACGAUGGCUCGAGGGGCUGGUGCUGUUCUUUCAUUCGAGACGGGAGAUGUUAUGAUAAGUGAACGCAUUGUUGAGAGUGCAAAGCUAUGGGCCAUCAGCGUUAGUUUUGGAUGCGUGAACAGUUUAAUCAGUAUGCCAUGCCGCAUGAGCCAUGCCAGUAUUGACGCAAAGACUCGCAAGGAGAGGGCUAUGCCCGAAGACUUGAUUCGUCUUUGCGUGGGUAUUGAAGAUGUGGAUGAUCUAAUCGAUGAUUUAAGAAGAGCCCUUGUCCAAGCUGGUGCGGUUAACGUCACGUUAGACGGCUUCCACAACAUCAACCAGGCCUCCACGGCCUAA